Molecule: messenger RNA, 1503 nt
Organism: Suillus paluster
Lineage: Eukaryota; Fungi; Basidiomycota; Agaricomycetes; Boletales; Suillaceae
Exons: 13
Coding region: 101-1042 (313 amino acids)
Source: RefSeq, a predicted model, not a curated record
UUCUGUGCUCUAUAAGUACUCUACGUCAGUGAUCAGCGGCCCACCAUUCACCCUUUGAAUUCGCCAUUUGAUCUGCACACAUUCAUGUCGGAACAAGGAGAUGUCUCUGCCCUCCGCUGGAAUAAUAGUAUAUCUGGUUCUAGCAAUCAUUACCCUGGUAUCCUAUGACUACAUGCUGCAGUUUGAGAAAGAGGUCAAGUUUGUUUGGAAAAGACAGAGGUCACUAAUGACAUAUCUUUACCUCGCUGUUCGAUAUUUUGGUCUUUUCCUUGCAAUGCUUAGCGCCUUGUGGGGAGGACUGGUGUAUAUGCCUGAAUCAGUGAGCUACCCUCUUAUUGUUUUAACGGAAUGGAGUUAUUCUGCAUAUUCUUGCUUGGCUGAAGUCAUUCUCAUCUGGCGUCUUUACGCCCUGUCCGAACAGUCCAGGCUCCUACUUUAUGGCCUACUGGGGUUGUUCCUACCUAUAGUCGCGCUCUAUAUAGGGAUGGAUAUAUAUUUAUAUAGUCGACCCUCAGCGUUCUCGGUGGAAGAAACCAUAAUUCCGAACUUCGAGUACUGCGCGACUUCCUUUCACAUGGGACCUAUGAUUGCGAUCUCUGCUUCCAUCCCCGUCAUAUGUUUCGAUAUUUUCCUGGUGGUUCUCGCAGCUGCCAUCCUCGUGAAACACAUAAAAGAUCGGAGGGAAAUGAGAAUGAGACCCAACGCCUACGUUCUAAUGAUCGUGCGAUAUCAUAUCAUGUAUUUUGUCCUAAAUUUGGCAACUCAAAUCUUCAUAGCGCUAUUAUGGGACAACCUUUCGACCCCAGUGUUCAGCCUCCUAGUGAUGUUCAACGACACAGCACCAGUUAUUAUCGCACCCCGUCUGAUCAUCAGCAUUUGGAAUACGCAUGCCAACGACAAUUGCGUAUAUGUCGGUAGAACGUUCGAAGAUUGUGUAUGUUGGACCUCGCCACCGAGAUCAUUCGAGCAGUACGAGAUGGGCUCCGGCGCAGAAUGGUCCCAAAACCAUGGUGAAGGAACAAUUGAGGCGAGGUGUGGUUAAACCCCCUCAGACGGAGGUCCUGUGUAACGCUCGUCAAAAGCCGAGCGCACGGACUUAGUACCUAGCUACCAAUAUCCGUACGCAUCAUCAGCAUCACUCACUCAUUCUUAGUUAUUCUUUGUGUUUCUUUUAUCCCUACUUUACCCGAGUCUCUCCUUACCUAUAUAAGCUAGUUUACAUAGUGUUGGAGGGACAGUUGAUCCUUUCCCUCUCCGAGUAACAACGGUUUAGUUCUGACAGUUCUAUCUGUGCUACGCCUAAGUUUACUCUACAAAGUCAACUUCUUGAGUGUGAAUGUUUAUCUAAAUGCCACAUAUUUUUGAACUAGAAUACUAAACUACCCAUCUUCACCUUACUAUGGCCGUCACUGAAGAGGAUUGAUCACCCUCUGACCUGUCAACCCUUCUCAAAACUACACAUCUCCCAACCCCCCUUUUUCGAUAUCAAUACUAGAAAAAUGC